UGCAGCUUCACAUGGCCUGACAAGGAGCAGCGGGUCUGGAGGGUGAAAUCCCGGGGGGUGGAGGUUGCUGGGCCUGCAGGAGGUUUUAAUUACAAGUGGAAGGCAGGUCUUUGAAAUACAGGAUGGCUACUCAACAGCUUUUACAGACUAGGCAAAAGAAAAAGUCCGCUAAGGAAUCAGUGUUGUUCCCCAACAAAAUCGCUACUGAGCAGCAGUCUGUGGUGCUGGUGAAAAGACUUCUGGCCAUCUCUGUCUCCUGUAUCACAUACAUGAGAGGGCUGUUCCCAGAGAGCUCUUAUGGAACUCGCUAUUUAGAUGACCUCUGUCUAAAAAUUCUCCGAGAAGAUAAAAGCUGUCUGGGAUCGUUGCAGAUAGUCAAGUGGAUUCAAGGUUGUUUUGAUGCGUUGGAGAAGCAGUAUUUACACGUUGCUGUCCUCGCAAUUUACACCAAUCCCAAGGAACCGGAGACAGUGACUGAACUGUAUCAAUUCAAAUUCAAGUACAAAAAGGAGGUGCCCCAGAUGGACAUCAUCAGGACAGCCUCGUGCUUUCAAAUGAAGCUUUUUCGGAUGAAUUUUGGUGGAAUUCCUUGCAACGGACCCAGUCCUUUGGAGAGCAACCAAAUGAACUUUGUGAAUGGGGCGUGCAGCGAGGAGGACAUUAAACAGGCCAGCAGGCUCCUGAUCCGCAAACUCUACCUGUUAAUGCAAAACCUCGGGCCGCUUCCUAAUGACAUUACCCUCACCAUGAAACUCCUCUACUACAAUGAUGUAACUCCCAACGAUUACCAGCCCCCAGGCUUUAAGGAAGAUGGCAGCCCUGGUGACCUGUUUUUUGAUGGCGAACCUGUCAACCUGAGAGUAGGGUCAGUCUCCACUGGGUUCCACCUCAUGAAAGUGAGAGUGACAACCGAAAAGAAAAGAAUGGGGACAGUUGAAAGCAACCUGAUCCAGAAGAAUGGACCUACUGAGAUCUCCCAUCAAGGGUUAGACUGUGAUGAAGAGGAAGAGGAGGGGAGCACAAAGAAUCAUCCUCUACCUGUCAGAGCAGAUUCAAGUGAACAUGGAGAGAACAAAAGUGACACCCAUCCAGGCUGGAAAACGGAAGCAUCUUCUUUUUACCUUCAAGAUACAGGUGGAGAGAUGACGACAGGGAUAAAGGAGACGGGCAGGAUGCCUUGCUCAAGGGCAUCUCAGAAGAUAAGCUGCCUGAACCUUGCGUUUAGCCAGGAAGAGGUAACAGGACCCAAGAAGAAAAGGAAGGUCAGUGAACCAGAGAAGCUGCUUCUGGAAGGCAGGAAAUGAUGUUCAUUCUGACACACAAUACAUUUUGGAAGGUGUGAGUUUGCAUUGUCAUCUGACUAGUAAAGUCUUCUAAUAUUUAACUCUUCCACAUACCGCAUGUACUUCUGCAUGUUUAUUUGUCUAGCGCAAACUUGGGAUUGCGAAGAGACAGCAAGUGCCAUAAUUGUCAUGACAAUGUCAACCAACAGCACUUGUUUGAUAUUCUAAA
Messenger RNA from Chroicocephalus ridibundus (black-headed gull), 1512 nucleotides. It is a transcript of the gene HORMAD2, whose product is annotated as HORMA domain containing 2. The coding region runs from base 123 to 1304 and encodes 393 amino acids. Lineage: Eukaryota; Metazoa; Chordata; Aves; Charadriiformes; Laridae. The transcript has 15 exons. The record is from RefSeq and is a predicted model, not a curated record.